AUGUCUAUAAAAAUUGACACGGUUUAUCCUGCGGAUUCAGUGGAAUUCUGUCCCGAUUCUACUUCGGAUAUCUUCGCUUGUGGCACGUAUAAGCUGUUGGAGGGACAGACUUCAAAUAUCGCUGGCCAAAACAGAGUUGGGCAGUGCCUGAUUUACAAAUGGUCCUCGGAUGAGUCUCAUAUUUCUGCUGAAAAGAUACAACACAUCGACCUUCCAGCGGUGCUAGACAUGAAAUGGUCACACAAAUCCGCAUCUAACCGCCCAUUGCUGGGAAUCGCCGACUCGGGAGGGAAUAUUAGUCUACAUGAAUGGGAUCGAGACAAGUCUCAACUCGGAACUGUGGCUUCUAUCCGAGUAGCUCCAUCCUCGGAGACGCUAUGCUUGUCCUUGGACUGGUCUAACCGUCGACGUCAAACUGCUGACUCAGAUCACAUCGUCGCCUCUCUUUCAAACGGUGACCUUUGCAUCUUAAAUGUUGAUAACGUCUCCCAGUCUUCGUUCAGAUCUAGUGUCAGAUUGUGGCGGGCCCAUGAUUAUGAGCCAUGGAUCACCGCUUGGGAUUAUUGGAAUACCAACCUCAUAUACUCAGGUGGUGAUGAUCUCAAGUUCAAGGCCUGGGACCUUAGAGAAGACUUGACAAGACCGAUAUUCCUGAACAAAAUGUAG
Molecule: messenger RNA, 666 nt
Organism: Marasmius oreades (fairy-ring Marasmius)
Lineage: Eukaryota; Fungi; Basidiomycota; Agaricomycetes; Agaricales; Marasmiaceae
Exons: 7
Coding region: 1-666 (221 amino acids)
Molecular function (GO): protein binding
Source: RefSeq, a predicted model, not a curated record